CGCCCGCUCGGCUCGCAGUAGCGCCGCCCGAGGCUGAAGCGGCGCAUCCCGUGGCGCGGCGCCCACCGGCACCCGAGGCGCUGCGGGCGCGCUGAGGGCUCGGCUCAGAGGGCGCCGGGGGGCCCGGGCGCCGUGGUGUGAGGGGGCCGCGGAGCCGGGGCCGAGGCUGGGGAGGCGACGCCCGGGAGGACGAAGCCGCGGCGGGGAGCGGAUCUUUCGAAGAUGGUUUGGCUGCCUUGGAGACUUGGAGAUCUGAUGCCACGAUGAGGACUCACACACGGGGGGCUCCCAGUGUGUUUUUCAUAUAUUUGUUUUGCUUUGUGUCAGCCUACGUCACCGACGAGAACCCAGAAGUCAUGAUUCCCUUCACCAAUGCCCACUACGACAGCCACCCGAUGCUGUUCUUCUCCAGGGACGAGGUGGCGGAGCUCCAGCUCAGGGCUGCGGGCUCCCAUGAGCACAUUGCCGCCCGGCUUACCGAGGCCGUGCACACCAUGCUGUCCAGCCCCUUGGAGUACCUCCCUCCCUGGGACCCCAAGGACUACAGCGCCCGCUGGAAUGAAAUUUACGGCAACAACCUGGGCGCCUUGGCAAUGUUCUGUGUGCUGUAUCCUGAAAACAUUGAAGCUCGAGACAUGGCCAAAGACUACAUGGAGAGGAUGGCAGCUCAGCCUAGUUGGCUGGUGAAAGACGCUCCUUGGGAUGAAGUCCCGCUUGCUCACUCCCUGGUUGGUUUUGCCACUGCCUAUGACUUCUUGUACAACUACUUGAGUAAGACACAGCAGGAGAAGUUUCUUGAAGUGAUUGCCAAUGUCUCGGGAUAUAUGUAUGAAACUUCAUACCGAAGAGGAUGGGGAUUUCAGUACCUCCACAAUCACCAACCCACCAACUGCAUGGCCUUGCUCACGGGAAGCCUAGUUCUGAUGAAUCAAGGGUAUCUCCAAGAAGCAUACUUAUGGACCAAACAAGUUCUGACCAUCAUGGAGAAGUCUCUGGUCCUGCUCCGAGAGGUGACGGAUGGCUCCCUCUAUGAAGGAGUUGCCUAUGGCAGCUACACCACUCGAUCCCUCUUCCAGUAUAUGUUUCUCGUUCAGAGGCACUUUGAUAUCAACCACUUUGGCCACCCAUGGCUGAAACAACACUUUGCGUUUAUGUAUAGAACUAUCCUACCAGGGUUUCAAAGAACUGUGGCUAUUGCAGACUCCAAUUACAACUGGUUUUAUGGUCCAGAAAGCCAAUUAGUGUUCCUGGAUAAAUUUGUCAUGCGUAAUGGCAGUGGUAACUGGCUGGCUGACCAAAUCAGGAGGAACCGUGUGGUGGAAGGUCCAGGAACACCAUCCAAAGGCCAGCGUUGGUGCACUCUUCACACAGAAUUUCUCUGGUAUGAUGCCAGCUUGAAAUCUGUUCCUCCUCCGGAUUUUGGCACCCCUACGUUGCAUUAUUUUGAAGACUGGGGUGUUGUGACUUACGGAAGUGCCCUGCCUGCAGAAAUCAAUAGAUCGUUUCUUUCCUUCAAGUCAGGAAAACUGGGGGGCCGUGCAAUAUAUGACAUUGUCCACAGAAACAAAUACAAAGAUUGGAUCAAAGGAUGGAGAAAUUUUAAUGCCGGGCACGAGCAUCCUGAUCAAAACUCAUUUACUUUUGCUCCCAAUGGUGUGCCUUUCAUCACUGAGGCUCUCUAUGGGCCAAAGUACACCUUCUUCAACAAUGUUUUGAUGUUUUCCCCAGCUGUGUCAAAGAGCUGCUUUUCUCCCUGGGAGGGUCAGGUCACGGAAGACUGCUCAUCAAAAUGGUCUAAAUACAAGCAUGACCUGGCCGCCAGCUGCCAGGGGAGAGUGGUUGCAGCAGUGGAGAAAAAUGGAGUGGUUUUCAUCCGAGGGGAAGGUGUGGGAGCUUAUAACCCCCAGCUUAAUCUGAGGAGCGUGCAGAGGAAUCUGAUCCUCCUUCAUCCACAGCUCCUUCUCCUCGUGGACCAAAUACACCUGGGAGAGGACAGCCCCUUGGAGACCGCUGCAAGCUUCUUCCACAAUGUGGAUGUUCCCUUUGAGGAAACAGUGGUAGAUGGGGUCCACGGGGCUUUUAUCAGGCAACGGGAUGGUCUGUACAAAAUGUACUGGAUGGAUGAUACCGGCUACAGUGAGAAAGCAACCUUUGCUUCAGUGACAUACCCUCGGGGCUAUCCCUACAACGGGACAAACUACGUGAAUGUCACCAUGCACCUCCGGAGUCCCAUCACCAGGACCGCUUACCUCUUUAUAGGGCCGUCUGUAGAUGUUCAGAGUUUCAGCAUCCACGGGGACUCCCAGCAACUGGAUGUGUUCGUAGCCACCAGCCAGCAUGCCUACGCCACUUACCUUUGGACAGGAGAGACCACGGGACAGUCUGCCUUUGCACAGGUCAUUGCAGAUCGUCAGAAAAUUCUGUUCGACCGGAGUUCAGCCAUGAAGAGCACCACUGUGCCCGAGGUGAAGGACUACGCUGCUAUUGUGGAACAGAACCUGCAGCAUUUUAAGCCAGUGUUCCAGCUGCUGGAGAAGCAGAUCCUGUCCCGAGUCCGGAACACAGCUAGCUUUAGGAAGACCGCUGAGCGCCUGCUGAGAUUUUCAGACAAGAGGCAGACGGAGGAGGCCAUUGAUAGGAUUUUUGCCAUAUCGCAGCAGCAGCAGCAGCAGCAGAGCAAGUCAAAGAAAAACCGAAGGGCAGGCAAACGCUACAAAUUUGUGGACGCGGUCCCUGAUAUUUUUGCACAGAUUGAGGUCAAUGAAAAAAAGAUUCGACAGAAAGCUCAGAUUCUAGCACAGAAAGAACUGCCCAUAGAUGAAGAUGAAGAGAUGAAAGACCUUUUAGAUUUUGCAGAUGUAACGUAUGAGAAACACAAAAACGGGGGCUUGAUGAAAGGCCGGUUUGGACAGACGCGGAUGAUGACAACUCGCAGCAGAGCCCCUUCCGCUUCGUACACCAAACUGUUCUUGAUCCUGAACAUCGCUAUUUUCUUUGUCAUGUUGGCAAUGCAGCUGACUUAUUUCCAGAGGGCCCAGAGCCUGCAUGGCCAAAGAUGCCUUUACGCAGUCCUUCUCAUAGACAGCUGUAUUUUACUGUGGUUGUACUCGUCCUGUUCCCAGUCACAGUGUUAGCGCUAAAGCCAUGCGUUGCCAGAUCGUUGUGUGGUCACAAGAGUCUAUGCAAAAAAAAAAAUAAAAAUAAAAAUUGCCCUAGUUUGUUA
This is a messenger RNA of Panthera uncia (snow leopard), 3223 nucleotides long. It is a transcript of the gene DSE, whose product is annotated as dermatan sulfate epimerase. NCBI's taxonomy places the organism in Eukaryota, Metazoa, Chordata, Mammalia, Carnivora, Felidae. Gene Ontology annotation, molecular function: chondroitin-glucuronate 5-epimerase activity. The coding region runs from base 264 to 3134 and encodes 956 amino acids. The transcript has 6 exons. The record is from RefSeq and is a predicted model, not a curated record.